Molecule: messenger RNA, 1446 nt
Organism: Paramecium tetraurelia
Lineage: Eukaryota; Ciliophora; Oligohymenophorea; Peniculida; Parameciidae
Exons: 1
Molecular function (GO): protein binding
Source: RefSeq, a predicted model, not a curated record
AUGUUAUCUUUUGAAGCCAAACUGUCUAAAUUAAAUUGUAAUAUACAUGGUUUAGAGAUAUUGUAUGUGAAUAUUGGUUAAAAUGCAACAAAUAAGAGAGCAUUAUGUAAAUAAUGCAGAUGCAAUGAUAUAUAAUUACAUAGAAAUUAUCUUAACGAAGUUCUGCAGGAAUACAUUGAGAAAAGAAGGAAAGAUGCAAUAAAGUUAAUAUAAUAACUUUAGUUUGACUUCAAUAGAAAAUAUGAAUAAAUUAUGGGUCUACUAGACAAGAUCAAAGAGAUGUUUGACAGUAAAUUAAAAGAGUUUACAGAGAAGGAAUAUUUGAGUGAAUUUUAAGAGAGAUUCUUUGGAUGGGGUAAUUUGACUUUGAAGGAUGUAGAAGACUUAGGAAUAAUGUUAUCGAAGGAUGUUGAGUUUGUUGAAGAUUAAGUAUCAAUAAAAGAAAUCGAGUUCAAAAGUGAGGAUUUGGAGGAAUAUGUGGAUGUUUUGUCUAAUGUUUUGGAUGAUUUAGAAGAGUUAAAUAUAAAUUAGGAGAAGCUUGUAAAAUUGGAUAUGACUUUGCCAAAAUAUGAGAGGGAAAUAUCGCAAUUAGACAUAUCAAAGGAUGAGGAUAUGGCUGCAGUAGUGACCUUGAAUUCAGAUAUUGAUAUAUGGAAUUUAUAAACGAUGAAGAAGACAGUCUUAAAAGGACAUGAUGACAUAGUUAAUACAAUAGUAUUUAGUAAAUACAGCAACAGUUUGAUUACUGGAGGGAGAGAAGGCACAAUAAAGGUUUGGAAGUGUGAAGGCAAAUGGAUAAUACAUGACAUUCUGAUAGGACAUGAUGAUUGGAUUACUGCAUUAGCAAUUGGGAAUUAGGAUUAGUUAAUAGCUUCUGCUAGCAAUUAGGAAAUAUUAAUUUGGUCAUAUAAAUAGGAUCAUUAUGCCAAGGUUCAGAAGUUGUUAGGACACACUGAUUCUAUUUAUUCAUUGGGAUUUCUUAGUUAAUAGGAGUAUCUAAUAUCAGGUAGUUUUGAUAAGACUGUGAGAUUGUGGGAGGGGAAGGACAAACAGUAGUGGAAUUUCAAACAAUAAUUCUAUUAUCAUUCCGAUAAGGUGCAAUCAAUAGCUUGUUCUAAUAACAAAUUGUUUGGUUCAUGCAGUUGGGAUUAGUCAAUUAGAUUGUAUGAUCAGAUGACAGAUGAUUCUUAUGAUUGCAUACAAGUGUUGUAUGGUCAUCAAGGGAAGGUAUAUUAAAUACAAUUCAAUGACGAUUCUAAGAUUUUGUAUUCUUGUAGUCAUGAUAAUACAAUCAAAUUGUGGAGCCAAUUGUAAACCAAUUUUUGGGAGUGUUUCCACGAGAUUAAACAGGAUUUCCACAUUAAAUUUAUUGGAAUUAGACAACAUCGUUUGAUUUCAUCGAAUUAUUAUGAGAUUUAUGUUUAUAAAUAAGAAUAAAUCAAUUGA